GCCAUUGGCCGAGCCGCCUGCCGGAGCCCGGAGCCACAAAAGGCGUUGCUAAGUGGAUGUUUAUUUUUUUUCCCACUCUUUUUAUUUUUUUCCCUCCCCCCCCUUUUUUUUUUUUUUUUUUUUUUUUGCCUCCUCCCGCUCCUUCACUACUUCUUCGGUGCACUCGCGCAGCUCCCGCCGCCGCCGCCGCUCCGCUCCCCGCGGGAGGCAGCGCGGGUCGGGCGCGGAGCCGUCCCGCGCCGGCCAUGGCCUAGCGGCGGCGGCCGGGCCGCAAGAUGAGUUUCCCGGCGGAGGACGGCGUGGGCAGCCUCUGCCACAAGGCGCUGCAGAUCAUCUCGGAGCUGUGCCUGGGCGGGCAGGUGGAGCGGGAGAAGUGCGCCGGCAUCUUCCCCCUGGAGAGCUCCCGGCAGGGCAUCGGCGGCACAGAUGUCUCAGUCAGUCUCUUAGCAGUCGUCGUCAGCUUCUGCGGGCUCGCCUUGCUGGUGGUCUCGCUUUUUGUCUUUUGGAAGCUGUGCUGGCCCUGCUGGAGGAGCAAACCUCUCACCUCCAGUGCCAGUAAUGUCCCGCAGAGCAACUCCAGCGCUCCAACGGAGGUUUUGGAGAACAGCGAGAAAAAGGAAGUCAAAGAAAAUGGGAAAGCUACGACCAAGGUGCUUGAAGCUGCGCUGAAAAUCAGCCACACUUCACCUGAUAUUCCAGCAGAGGUCCAGAACGCGCUGAAGGAGCACCUGAUCAGACAUGCUCGGAUGCAGAGGCAGAUCACGGAGCCCACGUCCUCAUCAAGGCACAAUUCUUUCAGGAGGCACUUGCCAAGGCAGAUGCAAGUGUCCAGUGUUGAUUUUAACAUGGGGAUAGACCCAGUUCUGCAAAAGGGAGAGACCACAACCAGCAUUGGGAGAAUAAAACCAGAACUCUACAAACAGAAGUCCGUGGAUUCUGAUGGGCAGCAAGAAGAUGUGAAAACAUGUGGAAAACUUAACUUCACUCUUCGGUACGAUUAUGAGAAUGAACUUCUGGCUGUCACAAUUGUCAAAGCAUUAGAUCUGCCUGCUAAAGACUUCACAGGAACAUCCGACCCCUACGUUAAGAUAUAUCUGCUUCCUGAUAGGAAAAAGAAGUUUCAGACACGAGUUCACAGAAAGACAUUAAAUCCUGUCUUUGAUGAAACCUUUCAGUUUCCUGUAGCCUAUGAUCAACUCAGCAACAGGAAAUUGCAUUUCAGUGUUUAUGAUUUUGACAGAUUUUCUAGACAUGACAUGAUUGGGGAAGUUAUUCUUGAUAACCUUUUUGAAGUCUCAGAUCUCUCCAGGGAAGCCAAUGUAUGGAAAGACAUCCACUGUGCCACCACAGAAAGCAUAGAUUUGGGUGAGAUCAUGUUUUCCCUUUGUUAUUUGCCUACUGCUGGAAGAAUGACUUUGACAGUCAUCAAAUGUCGGAAUCUCAAAGCAAUGGAUAUAACUGGUGCAUCAGAUCCGUACGUCAAAGUGUCGCUGAUGUGCGAGGGACGGAGGCUGAAGAAGCGGAAAACAACCACAAAGAAGAACACGCUGAAUCCCGUUUAUAAUGAGGCCAUCAUCUUUGAUAUCCCUCCAGAGAACGUGGACCAGGUCAGCCUCUCCAUUGCAGUGAUGGAUUAUGACAGAGUAGGGCACAAUGAGGUCAUUGGAGUAUGCCGGACAGGAAUUGACGCCGAAGGCCUUGGAAGAGAUCAUUGGAAUGAAAUGCUGGCUUACCCACGUAAACCAAUAACUCACUGGCACCCGCUAGUAGAGCUACCUGGCCGAGCAACCAGUUUUGAUAGCCAGGGAUCCUGUUCCUCACCCAAACCACCGCUUACGCCCUAGGGAGCCCGAAUGGAUCCAUCAUGCUCAGUGUCCAAAACUCCCCUGUAGCCACAUCUACAUCAACAGAAGGUUUGGCUUCCACAGAUGAACUGUAUCCAUAUUUUUUUAUCAAAAUACAUCUUUCCUAUUCUAAGUCUUAUAUGAAAGUUUAUAAUAAUUUGUUAAAGUGUGAAUGAAGUUGACUCAAGUCAAAUAUAACCCUUCCUUGUGCAAAUUUAUUAACCUGUUUUAUCUCUGGUAUAUAUCCAGUGUCAUAUCCAAGCAGUGGUUUGAUGGGGCCUGUAUCUUUUCACAGGCAAGGAACCAGAAAAAAAGAUUCCCUUAAGUAAUUCAAAACUACUGCACCUUCUAACACCUAAUUCUUCGGAGGAAGAGCAAAUAGUCAUAUACAGCUCAUGUAGUAAAUUCCUUAUAAAUUGCACUAAAUCUUCUGUGACUUUGCAAGAUAGCACUUCAAACUGAAUGUUGCAUGUAAAAAACCAACUGUUGUCAUGUUUUGAGUAUCUGGAAAGUCAGUUCAUUCCUUGGGCAGGGAGGAAGGGCUGAUUUAAAGCCCUCUGGAGCCAAUGAGGCAGAUCUACUGACUUCAGGGUGCUUUAGGUCCAGCCCUUCUGAAACAGGUAUGAGAACUGGACCUAUGCAGUUAUAACCUUCCAGCACUCAUGAUGACAGCUGCAUCUCUACACAAAUCAAACUGCAGAGGAGAGAAUGCUCAGAAGUAAAGGAAUUGAUUUAAUGUCAUUUAUCUGUUCACAAAAUUGACCAAAUAUUGCAGUUACCCACAACAUUUUUGUGAUUCUUGAUUUAAUGUGACAGACAGAUUUCUUUGAAAUUAUUUUGACUGAGUGCACAGCACACAUAGAAUUUAGUUUCUGGUUGCUGGCUGGAUGCCUCUUGACACAUAUGCUAAAUAAGAAUUUGAGAUGUGUUUUCUGUCAGUCUAUGGACAGAGAAAUCAAAAUGUGACUAUUUUACAAGCAAGUAAACUAAUUUAUUAGACUACACAGUGAGAGCAAAUGAAAAAAAUCUAUUGGCUGUAGUCAGAUACUUUAAAAACUAGAAGAGAACUACAUAUUAUUUUGUGGAUUUAUCUCCAAACACUGCAGUUUACCUCAAUCAGAUAAAUCAGAUAGUCACUUUCUUUUUUUCCUCUUGUCUUUUCUUUCUUUCUGUGAAGAAUGUAGCACAGACAGCACAGCAUGGUUGGGUCUGAGGUUUUGAAAGCUGGACUGUAAUUAGAAAAACUUGGGUGGUAGCACCUUUUGUAUCUUUGCAAUAUAUAAAGAAAACAGAGGAGACUGUUUUCCAAAACAGAAUCUUUACAGAAGUGCCAUGCAGGAGAAAAUCUACAAAUGAAGAUUGAUUUAUGACAAUGAAAGAAAUUUUGAUAAUUAAUUUGGUAUGAAAUUAAAAGGUUGUUUUGGAAAACUUCUGAAGAACCAUUUUGAGUUGGUUUAGCCUAGCUGACAUGUUCCUGAAGAUCCAGUCCCUCCAUGCCACUGACUAAUCUCUAAGACAGUCAAAAAUACCUUGAAGUGUCUUAAACUGCUCCAGAAAAGCUAGCAGGGCUGGUCUUAACAUUGCAGGUGUAUCUAAGACAAAAAAGGAAGCAUGUUUUAUACCUUGCCUCCUGUGCCUAUGAACAGAGCAAGCAAGGAAAUAAAUAUAAAAAUCGAUCUCUGAGACAGUCAUUAGAAAUAAGGGGGGGGAAAGAAAAUAAAAGAAGGAAAAAAGGGAUAAAAAGAAAAGGCUCCAGCCCAAGUUUUUGAAUGCCUGUUUCAGGUUGUUAUUCAUGGCCUCUAGGUAGAAAUGGUUUCUCCCAGAGAGGGCUGGUAGUGCUGAACACUGAUCCUCCCUGCUUAAGAUUGUAUUUUCAUCACCAUAAAUAUGGAGCAGCCUUGCAGAAUUUCAUUCCUCCUUUUGCUCUGGAUGAGUAAUUUGUUUUAAUAGGAGAACAAACUCUCCUCUCUGAGGUUUUUUCCCUCCCAUCUUUGUUAUCCUAACAAAAUUCUGUGGCCUAGAUAAUUUUCAACAUGAUUUCUGCAAGGCUGAUACAGAAACAGAUAUAUAUAUUUAUAUAUAUAUAUAUGGAGAUUGAAAAACUAUUUUAUGUAUACAUUUAUCUUAAUAUAAAUUAUAUCAACAGUGGCCUUUGUGGCCUCAAAAAUAGUUUUUGUAUUGUGGUACUGUAACAGUUAAUUAAAUAUUCGUUGCACUUUUUUGCACCUAAUAUCCAAAAAGCGAACAAAUUCACGAUCAAAUGUAGCAUAAGUGUUCAGCAAUGAGCAACAUAUUUUUACCUAUUUUACUGUUCUCUGACUAUCCUGUGUGUUUCAUCAUAGGUAGUAAGGUAUUUCAAGAUUCAUUUUCUUAAAUCUUCAUUGUUGUCAAAUGCCAAAGGCUCAGUUUGUGCCCCCUUGUCUUGUUAUUUUUGGUAUUGUCAAUAACAACAGUGAAUGACUUCUUGAUUGAUGGGUGCUAUGCAUCUAGGAGAAAUCAGGCUGCAAGAUCAUCUGGACAUCUAUCUUCAAAAAUGAUCCCUUAAGUAAUUAUCUUUAUUCCCUUAGCAGUGAUUAAUAGAAUUAGUGAAAAAAAUAUUUUUUUCCCCAUUGUUUCCUUAGCCAUCUCAAAAGACAGGAUAGGUACUUAGCUUAACCCAUCCAUUGGCUUUAGAGCCUUUUCACAAGUUACUCCCAGUGACAUCACUGAAGCACCAAGGAAGAGCUUAGCACAGUUUAAGUCAAGGAAUAUGUUGCUCGAUGUAUAUCAUUAUGAAGGAAUUUUAAAUAUUUUAAUUUGGAAAUUUGGAGAAGCUGCAAGUUCCCUACUCCCAUCCAGAUUUUUUUUUUUUUCUGCUUAUCCACAUUUCUUCUAUAUCUCAUGCAUUACCCUAAUUUAGGAAAAAAACAAAUGUGGCAAAAGGCUGGUUUAAAAUAUCUUGUAGAACUUUUACAAUAGUUAGAAAAUCUUCUUUUCCUAAAGGCCUGAGCUAUUUUGCUUGAAGCAGUUUACUGGAAAAUGCACCAGUACUUAAUAAGAAUUGUAUUGCAGGGUUUCACACUGCACAGGUGAGCACAAGCUCACAAAGAUUCAGGUCAUGUACAGCACUCCACGAUCUCCGCUUUGGAUCCCAGCAUUUUACAGUUCUGGUGACAUGGCCCCUCCCCUUGCCCUGCCAGAAAACAACCAGCUCUUUCCUCAUCAUCUUUUGUCUAUGCGACUUAGGAAUAUGAAUAUUGGUCAGAGAUAAAGUGGCCAGCAACUUCCCCUGCAAAAUUUCUUCUUCAAUAAAUGCAAUUCUUUGGACUACUUAUGUUUAAGUAACAAAAUUGUAUAUUUCUCUUAAAGAAUCACCACCACCUCCAAUAUUUUUGAAGAAUAUAUCAAGCUACCAAUAAAUGUUUUCAUUGGGUUGAUUUUUUUCAAGGGAAAAAGCAAUUACCUAGUUUCUUUCUGUGGAUGCAUUUUUGGAGCAAUAUUAAGAAAAAGUUUAGUUAAAAGAUUCAUUUGAUCCAUCCUUUUCUCCUCUUUCUUGGCUUUUUAAUUGGAUUCAAUGUAAUCCUUUUAAAAAUUUUUAACAUGAUGAUGUAUAACAUAUACAUGAUAGUCUAGUUACAAGAUUAUUUUGCUAUCUCUUUUUUAUAAAUUUUUAUAUGUAGUAGCUUUUUAUUAUACUCCAUUAAUUUUACAGGCUUUAUACAUCUGAAAUCAUUUGUCUGUAUUUUUUGGGUGAGCAAACAUUCAAAAGAAUGGUAUUUCAGAACUCAGUAAUAGAAUUCUUCUGCUGAAAAUAUAAUAUUGUUCAGAAAUCCAUAAAUGUGCCUGCCAAAUUUGAAAAUCACCUUAUUUGAGCAUGCAAAAACCUAGGUUUGCACAUACAAGUAUUUGCACUUGCUGGAUGUACAAUCAAUAGAACAGAACACCCACACCUAAUCAGAAAUACAUUUCAGUUCAUGAUAAACGUCUGACAAAUGUGCAUUGAGUGGCAGUUCCUUGACCUGAAAAGUUCAUAUGAAAUUAUUUCUACAAAUGAACAUGCUUGAAAAUUUGGUAGGUGUUAAGAUAUGGUGUAUAUGUUAAUCAGACAGUGAGGCGACUUUUGGACAAAGCUCAUGUAAUACGUGUUGGACCAUCCAAAAUAUGGAUAAAAUAUACCAAAUCUAUGGGAAAUACUAAUGCAGAUUUUGAUGGGACAUUUUCUCUCUCAUUCACACCACAGCAGAGAUUCAGUUUAACUCAAGAUUCACUAAUUUAGCUUCUGAGUCUUGCCAGUCUAAACUGAGCUCUCUGAAAACAGCUAAGUUAUGGCACAGAGCAUUCCCAGAGCUAGGAAAGAUGAAGCAAAAUGUGGCAGUAGACACAAAGCUGUUCCAUGCAAAUGCCCUGAAAUGGAAACCUUCCCUCUGUAACAGAUUCCAACAGUUUUACCACUUGUCCUUUCUUUCUCUGCUGUAAAAUGGGACAAAAGAAGCAUGUUCCUGAAGAAGAAUCAGCAUUAAGCAUAGGAGUUAAUUGAGGUCUGAUCACAGCCAUUUGCCUUUUCCAAGGCAAAAACUACAUUUACUUCUAAAAGUAUCUUUCGUUUACUCAUCUAAAUGAAUAAAUAUCUCCUGCACAAGGCACUUUUCCUUAACCCUGGAAAACGGCAGUUUUUUAACAGCAUGAAGGAAACCAGGAGCUAGAAAUCUGAGAGAAAGUGAAGCUGCCGGUGGGAUUUGAAUUUCACAGGGCAAUCUGGUCAGGAAAAUGGAACUAACACCUUCAGUCUUGUGCUGAGUGCUAAGGGAUGCUUGGUGGUAGCAGGUGCUCAGGGCAGUGAUUUGAUGUUUUAUCUGAUAGCACCUCUACAAUGUUGCUGUUGCUGGGAAACCUCUUUACAGGCUCAGAGAGCAGAAUGCCUCUGCUAUUGCCAUGUGAAUUCUUUUCCACCCAAGUGUAGACUGUGAUUCUUGUGUUCCAUGGGGCUCAGUCCCCUGGAAGGGCACAAAGCACGUUAAAUUUGCAGAACAGGAAAAAACAAUUUGGUACUGUGCCAUCAUGGGGACUAGUCACUUUGCUGGUAUUAAAGACAAGUGUUUGUGCCUUGCUGAUCGAGGGAGAACGUUUCUUACAGCACUCUGUAGCUCAGCCUGUGUUGCUGAGACAUGCUGAUGCUAUUGAAGAUCCUCAGUACCAACAUUGUCAAAAUAUAACUAAUACAUAUAAAUACGGGUUAUAUAGGUUGCCAGAACACCAAAGCUCCCUCCUGUGGAAAAGGAAUGAUGACUGCCUGAAAAAUAAAUCAAGGCAGUAUGUUCUGGAAGUUGGACCUGCUGGAAGUCACAGAGCUGCUGUGAUGAAAGUGGAGCUGCUCUGUAAUAAUUUAUGAAUACAAUAUGUUGAGUUGACUAUUGGUCCUGAACUAGGUGAGUUCAAUAAAUUUACUUUAGGAGAAAAAACGUUGGACAGGGGAGUGUCUCUCAGGAGCAAAUGAGUUGUAUGAAAUGUUAAUGUCCACCUUGGUGGCCCGGGAGAGUCUGCUGAUGCUGUAGCCAGUCUGAAAAAUGCAUCUCAUCUAAAAUGGAGAAAUCCCAAGCAGGCAUAGGGGGAAAGGCACAGGAAAGAUCAAAAGAUAAUUCAGAGCAUACAAGAUUUAUGUCUGAGCAGGCUGGGGAUGCAAGCUGGUACUGUAGUUCACAGAGAAAAUAGGUGUGGUUGCUCUCCCAUGAAUGGGUGGGAAAGCUUGAGACAGGACAAAUAUGCAUAUAGGCUGUUAUUUUCAAUUCCAUUUAUUUGAAAUAUUUAAGUUUGCGUAUUUAAGAUUAAAUAUUUAAAUACCGUUCUAUUUUUAAUGGAGUAUUCACAGACUCUCUGAAAGAAAAGUUGUACAUCCAUUCAGACUGCCUGGGUUGGCACAAUUAAGACAGGCACAGUGUCCCAAAGCCCAGCAAAAAUUAAAGAAUUGUGAAAUUCUGCCUCUCCCCUGGAGAAGUGAAGUCAGGAAGCCUGACACAAAAAAAGAACUGAAGACAGACCAAGGAAAAGAUGAGAGCACAGUUAUUUCAUCACUGCUUCAAAGUCAUUGGUUAGAAAAGGGUGCCAGAAACAUGCAGUAACCUACCUCUUUUACAAUUUUCCUCUCCUUCAAAAUACAAGUAUAUAAGUGUUUCUGAGAGAUUGCUUUUAAACAGUUUAGGAUGUUUUCAUACCUUAAAAAUUCGACACCCUGAAGUAAAGUAAAUCCAUCCAUGUAUCUACCCAUGAGUAAAAUAAAAUAAAAUUUAAACAAGAGUGGGGAGUAAAAACUUUCUGUACAAUAAAUAAAGGUCUAGAACAUGCUAAAAAUUGCUUUCCUGUGUUGAAUAAUGGUAUAGAUUUUUUUUUAACCUUGGGACCUCUUAGUUUAAAAAGGAAAGAUUAUGAUACUGAUUGUAAAGCAAUAUUUUACUGCAGGUAUAGGAUUCCUAGUUGUCUGACCCUGUGUGAUUUUAAAUAUCAGAAAUGUUCCAACAAAUAUUUGUCAACAUCACAGAUAGGAAUUUUAGGCACUUAAGAUUAGCAUUGACAAAAAGGAAUAUGAGUUUUUUUGGGACACUUUCUAGGUUAAUUUCAGGAGAAGUCGUAGGCUGUUGGAUAUUUUUGUGAGGCAGAUACAUUUCCAUAAAAAUAGUCUGCAAGAGGAGAGAGAAAAAGGGUCGAGUUGCUUUUUUUCAAUAUGCUAUGAGUUGAGAAUGAUAGUAGGAUCAGAAGUGAAGAGGACUGAACAAAAAGAUAUUUAAAAUCUCUUAUGACAUCCGCGCCAUAACAGAAGACAAGAGAGGAGGGGAAAAGCCUAUAGAGUAUGAAGAAAGCCCUCUGGAAAACUAAAAAACCAGACAGAUAAACAAACCCCCACCACCACCACCAUCACCAAAGAAGCAAAAAAAUCUGUUAAAAGGAAAAGUGGAAAGUAUAAAAAGGGGUUGAAUAGUCUUUUCAAUAGAGAAAAAUGUAUGUGUAACAAAUACUUCCAAAUAGAAAGGGAUUUUUGACGUGAUUCUCCCACCUCAUAUCUUGUAUGGCCAUUUGCCAGCUCAUGAGGGUAGUGGGAGCCAAUUUCAAAACCUAAGUCUGGUCUUCAAAUAAAGACAAUCCUCUGCCCCACAGAUCCUGCUCUCAGAGGAUUCACAGUGCAAAGAGCUCAUGGCAUAUCCUAUCCCCCUGGUCUUUUUCUUGCCGGACAAUUGAGGCAAAAAAAGAACACUUCCCACAUGUGCUCAGACAUGUGGAUGGAUGCUGGAUGGCCUCCUGGAUGCUGAAAUGGCCUCCUAUUUAUUUGCACCUGACGUAGGUUGGAAGAUUUCCAACAGGUGAAAAAAAAUUUUAUAUAUUGUCACCUCUUCACAUUAUCAAAACUCCUGUCAAGAAAAUUAAUCCACAAACAUCAGAGGUUUAUGUCCAAGAAGGAGACAGAGAAGUCCUUUUACUUCACUCAAAUAAAGGAAGAAGCCAUGGGGCAUUCCCCUGGGGUCUCUCAAAUUUUUGGAGGAUGCAGCCUCCUCUUUUAUCCUAAUUUCCCAGCCACACUUCCCUUCUCUCUUUCCCCAUUGGCUGAGGUACUUGAGAGGUACAGACUUCCCGAUACACCUGAUACUGAAGAUUCCCCUCUAAUGUAUAACCCUCCCUUUUCAUUUUUAAUUCUUACCAAAUUUAGCACUUUCCCCCAUUGUUUCUUUCAUCUUUCAAUGUCUGAUUUCAUUUGUCAGCAAACUUAAAGUUUAUUUGUAAAAGCAAAUAUCUUUUUCCAUUCAUCAAUCAGUGGAAUCCUUCCCAUUGUUUCUUUUAUCUCUCAGUCCUAGUUUUAUUUACCAGCAGAUCCACAGUUUGUUUGUAAAGACAAAUCCGCUAUUCCUCUCACUCCUGACAAAGAGUGCUUGAAUAACCAAUAGGAAACAGCUCUGGAAAUGCUGCUGUGGUACACAAGGUACUGGUUUUGUUCUCAAGUCAAGCCUCAACUAAUACCACAAAAUGGUGGACAAGUCAUUGGGCUGCUGCAGGUGUUAAUUCUCUGAUAUCUCAAAAAUACGAAGUCAUAAUUAUGGUUUAUUUCUCCCUUAAUAUCCCACAGGUCUUUGUGUAUGAAUAGGGUCCUGGAAUUGAGGUUUCAGGCAAAAUCUGUCUCCUCCUGUUCACGGAGGUUCAGCUGAAUAAUGAAUUCUUAUUCAUUUGUCUCAGAUUGUCACAUAGUAGUGGGUGUACUGUGAAUGUUUCACCCUGGGAGUGGCUGUCUCUUAUUAAAAAUCAGAGUGAUCAAUGGAGGACCAUUACUUCCCUCACCAUGGUUUUCUGCAGCUUAAUUGUGUAAUACUAGUUAUGAGGGAAAUGACUGCAUAGCUGAACAAGACAGAGAAUUGCCAGCUGUAAUUAUUUUUGUCAAAUGGGUAUGUGUGGAUGGGUAUGUCUUUCUUCUUCUUAUAAAUGGAGACUUGGCUACCACAGAAAAUGCAAAAGGAGAUUUUGUGUACUCUCCAAAGAGCACGUCACACUCUUACAUCUAUUCCUUUCAAGCUUCAUGUAUUAUAAGUGUUUAAUGAUCUUAAUUAUCCUAUAGCACAAAAUCUGAUUAAUUUAUUUAAACCUACAACCUUUUCAGCUCUUAGUCCACACAGGUAACUUUGGGCUAUGGAAUCAGAAUCACUAAUGAGAAAGUAUAGCUUUAUCUUAGCCAGCAGCCAAAAUCUGCACAGCUGGAGCUUUUCUGUAUUCCUCUGAAAGGGAGCCUGGCACUAUUGCACUUUAGCUACUUGCCAGUAGCAGACAAAAAAUUGUAGGUCACAGCCAGGUUUCAGAGAAGCAUUGAGGAUUAACCCCUCAAAUCCUGGCUCUUAUUCUGCCUCCCCUCCAGGCACAGGGCAGUCUAUCAAGUUGAAGAGCAGUCCUACCCAAAAAGCAACUGAUGAUGAGCAAUCUGUGCUGAGAAAAGAGAUUUCAUUCAAAUUAUGCCAACAUGGCUUUUACAUUUUUCUUUCCUUUUUUCUCAUGUACUGUUGUUAAAAAUUGACUUUUUCUCAAGACAGAAUAUUCUAAUUUAAUCUCUAGCAGGGCAAAAAAGUGGUACUAAAGUACCAAUUUAUUCAUGCACUGAAAUUAAUACUGAUGCAAAAAAAAAAAAAAAAUAAAAGCCUUUCAGCAAAAAAUAUCUGUGGCAGCAAAAUAUAAAGAUGCUGGCAAAAAGGCAUUUUCCUUUAUAUGCUACUUUUUCUGAGUAGAAUUUGAAUAUUCCACCUCCUUUUUUGGGUUAUCUCAAAAAAACCCACAAAACGGUAGAUUUAUCUAAUGUAGUUUAAAUAGUUAUUGGAAUAAUAUAGCACAAUAAAAGUGACCCAUUUCAGCCUCUUUAAUCUUAAUGUGUAUUAACACAUUAAGAUUUCAUUUCUAUAUUUUGCAUUGCUAAAAAUUCUAUUUAUCACCCUAUUCCAAAUAUACAAGUAUUCCAGCGUGCUUUCAAAAGGAGCUUUCUUUUGAGCUAAUCACUUGCUAAUUUAUAUGCCAAUAGUUGUUGUAUUAAUUAAAAUGAUAUUAUUUCUUAAUAUAAUGAAAAUAGACCAAAUAGAACAAAGUCACUCUAUAGAUCUUUUUAAUAUGUAAUUUCCUCUGAAAGCACUCUGUACUUGGCCAGCCCAACACUGAAAUUCAGCAGGACCACUGCUGCUUAUCUCAGUGCACUCCGCAUCAGGUUACAUGUGAGGAUGUGUCAUAGCAUCUUAUGAAAUGAUCCCAGUCUCAAGGAAAGCAGAAUGAUUUCUCUUACAUCCACCAUGGAUUUUUGUCACUUUCUGACAGCUCAGACUAUAUUAGAAGUCUUCAGCACAUCUCUGGGGUAUGAGCUAUUAUUGCAAAUGCUGAUUUUACUAAUACUGGUAGGAAAGAUGAGCCUCAGCUGCCUGACUUGGUAAAUAAAAAUGUCUGGUGUAUGUAGUCAGACAUGGAGGUGAUGUGUUUUUACAUAUUUUUCCUUUCUAAUGGUGGCCUGCAGGUUUUCACAAAAUGCCAUUUUGUUUUGAAGCUCAGAGGGUGUGUGUAUAGACUAAACCUUUGAUAUGGAAUUUUUAGAUAGUCCUGUUGCACAUCGGAUAUAAAGCACUUCUUUUCAGUCUAUAUUUCUAUAGAAAAAAUAUUGAACAAAGUUUAAUUUUGUUAAAUAAAUAGAAAACUAUUUCUCAAUAGAAGGAAAAAGCCUAGAUAUAUAUUUAGUAUUGUUCCUUGUUUCUUUUUCUUCCAAGUGUAGGUCUAAAUUCUUUCUGUGCUUCUCUAUUUAGGUUUCUGUAGGAUAUGUUGGACUUAAAUGCACAUGUCUAAGGAUGGGAUAUGGGGUUUUUUAUAUCCUACAAGUUGAUGAGCUGGCAUCCUGAUUUGGAGAGGCACUUCUGACUUGUGCUUUCUCCACUUUCUGGGGGAGAUCACGAGGGUGCCUGUUUAGAAAGCCAUGUGAAAUAUUGUGUUAGCUCUGAUCUGUAAACUCAGCUCCCUCCAUGGCAGUACAGCCCUGCUGGCUGGGAUGGGAGCAGGCAGAGCUGAAUGGCAGCUCCUCCUUGCCCUGCUCUGCCCAGCACCCACCACCUCGGGCAGCAGGAGUGCAGCACCAGCUCCUCUGAACCAUCCAGGUGCUCCUCCAGCCACCAAUCACAAGGGAGUCCCAAAAACCUUCUCCUUCCUUUCCAUGAGCUUGUAGUUCAUGCUGCGUUUGAGCUGACCGGCUUCAGUGCGCUCCUUGUGAGAACUGAAGCGGGGAGAGGAGAACAGAACUCAGCCACAUCUCUGCUCCAGCACAGAUCAUCAUGUUUUCCUGGUAUAUAGUUGUUUGUGGGGAAGGCAUUCUCCAGAGUGUAUGCUUUAAAAGGUAGGAAGUUAAAAUGGAGUUUCUGGCCACAGGAAAUAUUGACAGCUAAAAAAAAAAAUCCACUUAGUAUUUAAACAUUUAAUAUCUUGAUAUCUUAAACGAAAGUACCCAACACAACGUCUGUCAGGAUUUGCUGUGACAGUGAGGGCUCUGGAUUAGGCCCUAACUGGCCCAAACUCUAACAGAACUCCCUGCCUUUAAAACAAUCUUUAUGGUUACAGCAGAAAUGUUGCCAAGUCUAUGUAGCUUACAAAGAACUGCAGAGUUCUUCUAACAUUUUGUCUCUUCUUGCUAUGUGGUGUUGGCUGACCAAGAUCUACUAUUAAAUACCUGACUGUUUUAGUACCCGUUAUUCAGUGUUCAUGAUGUGACUUUUUAAAUGAAGUCUGUGAUUUGAUACCUAGACAUUGUUCAAGUCAAUAUCCUUGGCUUCUGCAUUAUAGAGACAAGAAAACAAAACUUUUUGAACUUGUGUUACUGGCUUUUUGUAUGCGCUAAAUGGCCAUUUGUGAAACUUGACAACAUAAAUUGUACUACUGAUAGUAAAUGGGUUUUUUUGCACUAGCCUUUGGGAGCUGUAGCACAUUUCAGUAUUUUUACAAUGUAUUCUCUAGAAAGUGUGAAUCUAUUUGUCAGUUCUGAAAAAAAUAUGUAACAAUGAAACCUCAAAAAAUGUUAUGAAGUGUACAGUUUGUGAUAAUUUUAUAUUUAAAAAAGACAAGAAAAAUCAAAGAGUUCAUUUGAAAUAAUUUUAUUCUAAUUGUUUCAUAUGUAUUUUGAACAAGAAAUAAAGUGAUUAAAAUUA
Messenger RNA from Taeniopygia guttata (zebra finch), 13507 nucleotides. It is a transcript of the gene SYT10, whose product is annotated as synaptotagmin 10. Lineage: Eukaryota; Metazoa; Chordata; Aves; Passeriformes; Estrildidae. Gene Ontology annotation, molecular function: phosphatidylserine binding; clathrin binding; calcium ion binding. Gene Ontology annotation, cellular component: exocytic vesicle; plasma membrane. Gene Ontology annotation, biological process: calcium-ion regulated exocytosis. The record is from RefSeq and is a predicted model, not a curated record.